Bursaphelenchus okinawaensis is the source of this 225-nucleotide messenger RNA. NCBI's taxonomy places the organism in Eukaryota, Metazoa, Nematoda, Chromadorea, Rhabditida, Aphelenchoididae. The record is from the annotation of a GenBank genome assembly.
AUGGCCGAGGCUAGAACUGAGGUUAGGGUUGUGGCUCGGGCAGAAGUUAGAGCUGAAGCCAGAACUGAGGCUAGAGCUGAGGCUAAAUCUGAAGCUAAUGGUGCGGCUAGGUCUGAGGCUAGAGCUCAAGCUAGAGCUAAAGCUAGGUCUGAGGCUAAUGCUCAAGCUAGAGCUAAAGCUAGGUCUGAGGCUAGAGCUGAGGCGAGAGCUGAGACUAAAGCUUAG